CUGUUGUAUUAUCUGUCAAAAUUUGUUUUUGUCAACGCGUCAAAAUCGAAGACAGUUUGACAAAAAUUUAAUCUUUAUUUUUUUGUGUUAUUUCGUUUAAAACAGUGAAAUUAAGUGUAGAACUUGUCGCAAACAUUGCCUAAUGUGUUAAAUAUAGACCAGAGGAAGGCGCAUUCCUUGGAAAUGAACUGCAAACCGAUUGUAACGUAUUCCGGCGACACCCGGCUAUUCAAGACGCUGGAAGCACACAUCGUGGCGGCGCUGCCGGCGGACACGGCCGAGUGGAAGCGCUCGUACGGGCGGCCGGUCAAGAACGUCCGCGUCGAGGCUGCCUUUCAGCCGUUCGACGCGAAAGCGCUGGAAAAGUUCCGCGACGGCAGCUGGAGCAUCCUGAACCACCCGGUGCUGCACGUCUACGUGACGGAGUGCAACGAUGUCGAGGCGUACCGGGCGUCGGUGAAGGAGGAGAUUGACCAGUGGCUACGCACGCUGAACGGGUUCAACGUAACGGAUUGGAUGAUUUUGCUGGUGGAGACGUUGGACAUUAAGAAGAGUAAGAACAUUUUGCCGCGGACGACGGUGCUGGACAAGAUUCGGGUGGACUUUGCUUCCAAGAAUGGGGAUCGUUGUCUGUCGCUGCUGAAUCAUUCCAAGUUUGAGAUGAAGGCCACAGAAUCGUUUCGAUGCUUGUUGCAAAGAAUUCGCCAUUUGAUGUUGACUGGAUACAACAAGAACAUUGUUAAAUACGAGGAGUUGAUUCGUUCGAACCGCGAGAAUCGUAUUCAGGAGAAUUGGAACUUUAUCGAUUACUUUCUGCUUCAGGAGCAAUUGGCGUUUGUACUCGAGAUGCUCGGCCAAUACUCGGAAGCUUUAGUUCAGUACGACGAACUGGACGCUCUUUUUUCGCAAUUUAUUCUUAACUCGGUGUACGGUGAGAAGCAAAAGUGGCUACACAUUUUCGACCAACCGCUGUACGCUUUCCACGGAAUAUCGCUCAACCCGGUCAAGAUGAACGAAACUCGCAAGAAAAUCAUAAGCCAAUCGGUGAACCUGCUGGAAUUCCGCAGUUAUCUCUUUGAACGCCAGUGCUUACUGCUGGACGCCAACGGGAAACCGUGGGAGAUCGCCGAACGUCUGCUGCCUUUCCUCUUCUCAACCCUGCGAGAAAUCGAAGCACUCAAGCUGGAAACUCCCGAAGGGGCCCUUGCAUGCUGGGAGUUUGUCUGCGCCCUGGAAGUGCUCAACCUCUGCGACAAAGUCCAAGAGUCCAAAGACAUCCACAAAUGUUCGCAAUACUCCGCCCCCAUCUGGAACCUCGCCAAGGAUAAACUCUACAGCCUCGGAAAGCAAUGUGGUCUCCUGCCAGGCUUCACGCCCACCUCGGAGCAACUCCACACGGUGGUCCAUCUAUCCGCCGGAAUGGGAGACACCGUGCCGGAGCAGGAAAACACCCUAGAAGUGGACACGAAGGAAAAGGCCAAGCCUCACUCCCCAGUUCGCAAACCGAAAAAGUCCGCCACCGACAGUCUCAAGGAAGCGCUCGGCUCGAACCAGGCCUUCACCAAGCUCUACCUGGAACUGAGCGAACUCGCAAUCAGCACCUACAAGCACGUGUCCCGCCUCCGCUCGGCCCGUCUCGUCGGACUCGACCUCGGCAACUUUUACAUCACCCUAAACGAACCCCAAAAGGCAGUCGUCUUCUUUACGGAUUUGCUGCGCGAGUUAAAAACGGAAAGUUGGCACUAUCUGGCGAGCCAAACGCUGCUCGAGCUGGCGUCGUGCUAUCAAAAAAUGGAGGACAGCGUCAAUUACACCAAAACGUGCAGCGCAAUCUCGUGCUGUCUGGACCUGGAGACGCUCGUGCGGACGUUUUACUUUGACGAGUUUUUAAAGUCGCUGAAGAAACUGCAGGAGCUGCGCAACGUGGACAUUGAUGCGCUGAAUGUGGUGGCGGUGCUGGACGAUCAUUUUAAGAUCGUCGACAUCGCCAUCGCCGACACCUCCAUCAUCCAGGACGACACCGUUGCGGUGGUGCUCCGCAUCGAAAGCAACUUCCCGCGGGAGAUAUUCUGCGAGCAGCUGCUGCUCUCCUUCGAGAUGGACUCCAAACCGGCGCCGGACUCUCCCGGCUCGCAGGCCACAGCAACCCAACCGGGAGAACCGCUGGCGCUGCUUCCGAUCACGGUCCAUCUGGACUACAAACAGGACCAAUCGCUGAGCUGCGCCUCGGUCGCGUGCGAUAACAAAGCUAAACAGCCGGUGAGGCGUACGAGCAGCACGCGCAGGAAGAUCUCUCCCACGCAGAGGACGGACUUUACGAACUGCGUUGCGAGCGAGAAGUUGCUGCUGCAGCCGGGGUUGAACGUCGUUCGCUUGAGUGCGAAGGCGAAACGGGUUGGCACGUGGAGCUUCAAGCAACUGGCGAUUCAGGUGGAGAACGUUGAGUUUUUGAGUGAGAGUUUGCCGCAGGGAUUGCCGAGCUUCGAGAUUAUCACGAAGGCUUCGUCGGCGGUGCUGAACUUUAUGAACUUGAUUGCGGGCGUUGAACAGCCGGUCAAGCUGAUCAUUUCCGGGGGGAGCUUUCGGUUUCCGAAGGACGCCAGCAUCGUGCUGAAGUGCUCGAAGAAUUUGAAGAUGCGACUUGCGGGGACGAUCGUUGGGGAUGAGAAACCGGGUUUCGAGCGCGAGUUGGUGGUCAAUUUGAGAGAUUUUCAAUCGUUUGAAGAGCGUGCGAUCGAGCUGGAAGCGCUGUGUGACCUUCCUGGGAGGCGCGAGGAGAAGCCAAUUGAGCAGAAGGUUACCCUGCAGGUGCCCUGGAGUCGCAACGAGAUACAAAUUCCGCUGCACUUCUUGCCAGCGUUGAUCGCGUCCUGUCGGCUGCACUCUUCGGGAUCGCGCAAGUUCCUGCAGGUCAUCCUGAAGGGCGUCAGCGACCACAAGCUGAUCCUGAAGGACGCAGGCAUGACCUGCGCGGCCGAGGGCGUCACCAUAAUCGACAUCAAUCCGCCGUCGCAGAACGAAAUGGUCAUGAGCAAAACGCUGUCCAUUUCCUACCUGUACGAAAUCCAGGUCGAAGCGCUCAAAGCGGAAAGCGAACUGCCCGUCAUCCACGUCGACUACCGGAUGAAGUUCGCCGACUCGAGCCUGCCCGCGGACGUCCGCUACUACAUUCCCUACUCGGUCACGUUCGACGUGAUGGACUACACGACGCUGUUCACGAUCUGCGCCAAGAUCGAACCAUCCGAGCUGUGUCGGGUCAACUCGGUGUGUCAUCUAAAUCUACGAAUCUCCAAAGUGCACGCGAACCCGUUCACCGACCUCAUGUACGAGGUGCUCGCCGACCAGAACAUGUGGGUCGUCGUGGGGCGAACCGCCGGCGUCAUCUCGAUGGAGGAGGUCGAGAGCCACAGCAUCACGCUGGAUGUGCUCCCGCUGGCGGCCGGCUUCCUGCCGCUGCCCAACAUCCGGCUGUCCAAGUACAUCUCCAAGUCCAAGACGAACGACACCCAUCCCCGGCUGCAGCCCUUCCCGCCGGGCCAAAUUUACAACUCGACCAAGAGCAUGCAGAUUCACGUGCUGGCCAGUACCAACGCGGAAAUUUAAGAGUUGGAGACAU
Molecule: messenger RNA, 3616 nt
Organism: Culex quinquefasciatus (southern house mosquito)
Lineage: Eukaryota; Metazoa; Arthropoda; Insecta; Diptera; Culicidae
Gene: SIDL
Product: trafficking protein particle complex subunit 10
Exons: 5
Coding region: 184-3603 (1139 amino acids)
Biological process (GO): early endosome to Golgi transport; intra-Golgi vesicle-mediated transport
Cellular component (GO): TRAPPII protein complex
Molecular function (GO): protein binding
Source: RefSeq, a predicted model, not a curated record